Messenger RNA from Salmo salar (Atlantic salmon), 2349 nucleotides. RefSeq names its product carboxypeptidase A6. The record is from RefSeq and is a predicted model, not a curated record. Gene Ontology annotation, biological process: proteolysis. Gene Ontology annotation, molecular function: zinc ion binding; metallocarboxypeptidase activity. NCBI's taxonomy places the organism in Eukaryota, Metazoa, Chordata, Actinopteri, Salmoniformes, Salmonidae.
UACCAACCUCUCUGACACACACCAGGUCACGUGACACAGAUCCUGCACAUUUAAAAAAGAACGGGAUUUAUAAUUCCCACCAGGGCUUCAAAGAGGUGGAUAAAUUACUCCCCGUUGCCAGUUAACCGAUUUUCGCACCUCCGCGGCACUUCUGUGCAAUUGACAGCGCGCAGAACGCACCAACGACCCAUGAGACUCCAUCAGCAAACCUGAUGACGAGCGGCCCAUCCUUAUUUUUAACCCUCAGUUUCUAUUCUUAUACUGUACGAAGUUGAUCGAAGCCUGCAGAGAAAUCAUCUUCGAGGGCGGGAAGUGGGGCUAUCCUCUGUCGUUAUUAAUGUACGCUCAGGAUGGCAGUGGACUUUAGAUGCGCAGUUCACGGCUCAGUCUUUUGGGGCUGUGUGAUUAUCCUCAGUAACGUGCUAUGUCCCAUUGAUGCGUACCUCUACAACAACCGCUAUGCAGGUGAUCAAGUCUUCAGGAUAACUCCCAGCAACGAGGGGGAGGUUCAGGAGCUCAAGAAACUCCUGGGAAACAUCAAGGUGGAUCUGUGGCAGCCCAACAGUGCCUCUCUGAUCCGACACAACGCCACCGUGGACGUGCAUGUGAGACGGAACAACACGCGAGGGCUUCGUGCAUGCCUCCAGAAGGAACACAUAUAUUUUAAGGUGUUCAUAUCUAACCUUCAGAAGGAAAUUGAAAAGCAGACUGGAUAUCGCUCUUCCCGCAAGAGGAGGUCUGAAUCCCAAUAUGACUAUGAGGUGUACCACUCUCUGGAGGAGAUCCAGAGUUGGAUGUUUGAGAUGAACAGGACCCAUCCUCACCUGGUGGACAUGUUCUCUAUAGGGAGGUCAUAUGAAGGCAGGCCCCUUUAUGUGCUUCAGCUAGGAAAGAGAACACGGUCCUAUAAGAAGGCAGUGUGGAUAGACUGUGGGGUCCAUGCAAGGGAGUGGAUUGGACCAGCCUUCUGCCAGUGGUUUGUCAAAGAGGCUCUGCAUUCCUACCAGUAUGACUCUGUGAUGAGACGACUGAUGAACCAACUCAACUUCUACAUCAUGCCUGUCUUCAACGUGGAUGGAUACAUCUUCAGCUGGACUACGGAUCGUUUCUGGAGGAAAACCCGGUCCAAAAACGGCAAGUAUCACUGCAGAGGUGUUGACGCGAACAGGAACUGGAAAGUCAAGUGGUGUGAGGAGGGUGCAUCCUCCCACCCCUGUGAUGACACGUACUGCGGACCCUUCCCUGAGUCCGAGCCAGAGGUCAAGGCAGUGGCCAAGUUCCUGCGGAAGCACAAGAAGCGUGUCAAGGCCUACGUCUCCAUCCACGCCUACGCCCAAAUGUUGCUCUACCCCUACUCCUAUAAAUACGCCACCAUCCCUAACUUCAACUGUGUGGAGUCAGCUGCACACAAUGCAGUGACUGCCCUGUACUCUGCCUAUGGAGUGAGGUACAGAUAUGGACCUGCCUCCACCACGCUGUAUGUCAGCUCAGGCAGCUCCAUGGACUGGGCCUAUAGGAACGGGAUCCCUUAUGCCUUUGCCUUUGAACUGCGGGACACAGGCUACUUUGGCUUCCUGUUACCUGAAGCUCUGAUUAACCCCACCUGUACUGAGACCAUGAGAGCAGUGAAGACCAUCUCAUCAGGCCUACUGAAGAAGUGUGAGACAGGGACGUAUCAGCUGGACAGGGAGAGAUAUCCAUAUCUCUGAGAUAUAUAUAGACAUUUACAGUAUCUCUGCAUCUGCUAGGGAAUAACUACGGGUGGUGGGUUAUUGUGCCAAAAAGGAAAAUGCAACAUGUAUCAUGCAAGCCUUGAUGUUUACCCAAGAGUGGUCACCACUCCAUUUUAUGUCUGUAUGUUAGAGGCUAUAGUGGUACUUGAAAAUGCCCUCAAACUGGUUUCAAAUGUAAAAUUAUUUAGAUGUCAUAUUACAUAAAAUCUUCACCUUGUACUAUCAACAACUCGACUGUUUACAGUGUACGGUGAACGCAAGCACUUGAAUGCCAUUUUCAAGAGACUGACAUUGCAUUUCACAGAGUCUUUUUCUUGAACUUGUCAUUUUGACCCAUUAAAGCUUCACUAUCUGGAGCACCAUCAGCUAACUCAGUGGUGUAGUCGUGCCUGGAGAAGUGGGUAUAUUCUAUCUUUUGCCAAAGAUGUCCCAAACGGCCCGCCGGGUGAAUUCUAUGAGAAACAGUGACAUACACUCUGAAUGACCUAAAAUGAUAAAUCCCAUAUUGGUCUUUCACAGUCAGGCCAACCCAAACUGUACUGUUCAUAUUGGUCUUUCACAGUCAGGCCAACCCAAACUGUACUGUUCAUAUUGGUCUUUCACAGUCAGGCCAACC